Synchiropus splendidus (mandarinfish) is the source of this 4654-nucleotide messenger RNA. RefSeq names its product syntaxin-binding protein 4. The coding region runs from base 346 to 2463 and encodes 705 amino acids. The record is from RefSeq and is a predicted model, not a curated record. Gene Ontology annotation, molecular function: protein binding. NCBI's taxonomy places the organism in Eukaryota, Metazoa, Chordata, Actinopteri, Syngnathiformes, Callionymidae. The transcript has 22 exons.
UCCUGGCGUUUAAUGCUCGCUGUUUAGGAAAAAGUGCAAACCGGCUCGCGUGGUUCGGUGCUGCCGUCGGUUCGGACAGGUUCCGAGCUGAGUGGACCUCAAGUCCCGCCUGUCGACGCGUCCAUCAUGAGCAGAAAGCACACAGCUUGGCGCUCGCGCCCUCGGUGCCCUGCUAGUUUCUGUCCACAAAUGUCACCAAUACUGGACCUGUAGUUUCAUCCAGAGGACCGGAGAGGCGACAGCUACCGCCUUUUAACUUGGACCGCGGCGGAAUGCGAAGCUAGGAUCACGUGUUUUUAUUCUCCUGAGACUGAAAUCCAAACAAGUUGCCGAGCGUUUAUCAUCAUGCCGACAUUUUCAGUCAUGUACAAAGGAGCUGUCAUCGUUAGCAGGACACUGAUGGGUCCAUAUGGAGUCGACCGAGCAGUUCACUCCCUGGAGUUCACAGACUGUGAGAACGGUCUUGGAAUAAAGGUGAUCGGUGGAGUUAAGGAGCUGACUGGAGAAGAGUUUGGAGUUUAUGUGAAACGUAUUUUACCGGGUGGCCUUGCAUCAAGUGAUGGAAACCUCUUGCCUGGAGACCAGAUCUUGGAGGUUAAUGGAGACAGUCUUGUUGGAGUCACAAGUGAAAGAGCUGUGGACGUCUUAAGAGCCGCGUCUGCCACCAACCACAUGCGACUUCUCAUCGCCAGAGAUGAGGAGGCAAAGAAGGAGUUUGCAGAGCUGAUGGAGAAAUAUGGCUCUAAUGGCAGCACAGGGUCAACACGCAACUCUCCCAUCCAGCAAGGUAUUAAAUUCAGAGAAGCUAGUGAGGGGCCAACUCCAGAUCCCCGGAGUCCACAAUGCAGUCAUCAAAGUGGACGCUACCUGGAUAGCACAUCAUCGGGUUCAUCCUCACGGUCUCAGAGUCCUUUACUGCUGAGCCCAGCAGGUUCCCAGAGCAUGUUCAACACCAGCGGGCCCUUACUGCGCUCUCUCAGUCAUCCAGGUGAAGGAGUGAUCCAACUCAUUUCAGUGACUCGAUCCAGCAACUUGGGGAUCACGAUAGGAGGCGGGUCCAACCGACCUGAUGGCCCAGCGGUCUUUAUCCAGGAGGUCCUGUCUGCGGGAGACUGCCACCGGGACGGUCGUCUCAGGCCUGGAGACCAACUCAUUGCCAUGAACAAGGAGUCCAUGAUAGGUGUGACCCACGAGGAGGCCAAAAGCAUGCUGAACAAAGUCAAAGUCAGUCAGGACAGUGUGGUGGAAAUAGCCUUCAUACCAGGGAAGGGACAUUUCCCUAGUAGCACGUCUCUUCAUAAUGGUGUCCAGAGAGCCACAGGCAACAGCUACAACUCCGGACGCCUAAAAGUGCACAUCAGGUCGCCGGAGAUCUGCACCGAGGAGCCGGCCUCAGUGUCUUCACCUUCUCCUGACAUCUGCCCACCAGAUAUCCACAUUUCAGGCACAACCAAUCAGCGGUCACCAACAGGAACAAAACCCAAGAUCACACUGGACCCGUAUAUCCGGCUAAAACUGGACAAGUUGGAUUUGGCGCUCUCAUUCCUGGGUCUGGAUGUCGCUGACGAGAAGAAGAAGAAACUGAAGCAGAGUCUGAACACAGACUCACAAGGCACAGUGGCAUACGGAGACUUUGUUGAGGCAACGCGCAAUAUUUUCCAAGACAACCUGGAGGAGCUUGGUUUUGGGGCGGGACCCUUCAUGUUCUCCUACCAUGAAGCUGCCAGUCUGAUGGACACGUCGGCCUUCCACUCACCUACGUACGAAUCGGAAUGCAGCUACAGCAGUGAGGAAAUGGAACAGUUUCAAACAGAAGUCAAACAGCUGCAGAUGCAGAUGAAGCAACUCAAGGUGAUGCUGAAAGACAUGGAGCACAGCAAGAAAAACCUUGAAGAGGAGCUGCAGAAGACCUCAGAGAGAGCGUGCCUGACUGUGGAGGAGAACACCCGCUUGAAGAGCCGCCUGCAGGCAGCUGAGGCGGAGGUAGGCCAGCGGCAGGCCAGCAGUGCAGAGCAGGACUACGAGGAGGUCAUCCAGCUGCUGGAAGCAGAGAUCCGUGACCUGAAAAGCCAGCUCGCCAGCAAAAGGCAAACGCGAGGGAUGGACGCCACCAAAAGUGACGUGCAGGAGCUCAACAAGAGGCUGACGGCCGUGGACGGCCAGCUGAAGAGGUCGGAGCUGAGCAGGAAGCACUUGGAGAUGUCCAAUAAGAAACUGCUGGGCUUUGCUCAGAACGUCCACAAAGUCUUGACCACUCCAAGCUUGUUCGGGGGAGAAGCUGGGAGCAACCGGUCGUCUCCGGCCGCGGACAGUCCUGAACCCCUGUCCCCUCUGCCUGACCCCGCCGUCCAGCUGGCUGUGGAGGCCAGAGAGCUGGUGCAGGGCGCCUGCUGCCUGGCCGCAGAUGAGACAGCGCACAGGUCCGAGCCAGAGACCAGUCCUGACGGCAGGCCUCACAUGUGAGCCUGAGGCAUGGACGGCGUGGGAUCAUCUGCUGAACCUACCAAAGACUGGAUCCAUCAAAUUCCUAAAUAUCUUCUUGAGAUUUUUUUAAUGCCAAAGUUCAAAUUUGAAUCACUUUCAACGCGGCUCAGCAGAGGGAAGCACUGAGAAGUGCUCUGCUGGAACUCCCCUUACCGUGACGACGGGAUGCUGGCGGGGCUGCAUGAGGCAACACACAGGCAGGAAACUUGUGAAUACUCCUCCGUGACCUUUUCUAGCCCUCUGUGCUCACGUUGACACACACACACACACUGCAUGUUAAGGCCUAUUACAGACUCGCUGCCAUCAGCGACCACCAACUGUGUUGAACCCCAGAUAGCACCCUGCUAUACCCAUGUCCAGAAGAGAUGAGGAGCAAAUUCUGACCAGAAGAUCAGCUCUGCGGCUCGGCAUCGCUGCAUGUUGUCCCCUGCUUUCAGCAGCUGUGCGUCAUCUCUGCUGUAGCUCCUGCUGUGUACACUUGUGUUUGCUAGUCAGCCAUGUUCCGUAGUCUACAUGUAGGACGGGGGCUCAAAAAAAUAAAAAAGAAAAACUAACUAGAAAAACUAGAGCGAAAAAUAAAGGAGGAACAAAUGCAUUUACAGAUACUGACAUGUCCUGUAUGUCAACCAGACUGCAUCAUUGUCGUGGCCUCAUGUUCUUUCUGUUACUGUUUUAUAUUAAAGAUUUAACUGAUGUCUCGAACCCUGCGCACAAAUCUCUUCGUUGCACAGGAAAACAAAGGUCAGUGCCAUUAUUCUCUAUCUCUCAACCUAAACUUCAUCAAAUCAUUCCAUCUCCACUCACGGCUCCAAAUGAAUGGUUUUCUCCUUCCAAAAAUUCUUGCCAGUUCUUCAUUAGCUGUCUUUGGAGCUAAGUGCAGCCCCAGCAUGACGAAGAAGCACAACAUGUUUUAUGAAACACAAUAAUCAAUGUGAAAAAGGGAUUCAGAGAUGCGUCUCUACUCUGGCAGGGGAACAUUUAAAAACCCUUCUGUCUGAGGUGAACCGACCAGCUGGCCGACACUCUUUCACAAAAUACUUCCAUUUAUUCAUAGAGACACUGAGAUUUUCAAUACAUCUUUAAAAACAUUCAUUUAUGAUUCAAGGGUGAGGACAAAAAUAAUCAGUCGAUUUGAUGCAGCUGGGAGUCAGGCAGCGAUCCACCUCCAUCAGUGGGGUCAGAAGUGUCAGGGCUCCAGAGCCAGGUUAUCGAUCCCCACCUUGUGGUGUCGAGGCUGCGGAGGAAGCAGCUCCAUCAGAGAACACAGGACUGGCUACCAGAAAUGAGCUCCAGUGGCAAAUGUUACAGUGAGGAUGACCCUCCAUCGUGUGUGUGUGUGUUUACCUCCGAAUCAUCACAGCAGCAGCAGCAGAAGCAGCGGACGAGCACAAGGAUCAGCAGCAGCACAAUCAUCCCUGCGCACACGGACACACACACACUUUACUGACAUACUCUAUAUAAAGUUAACCAGAUCAAACAAAACGUCUAAUUUUCAGAUGUCACAGUGACAUCACAGUUCGCCUUCACUCACCAAUAAAGAUGAAGAAAACUGCAAACGAAGCUUUGUCCCAGUCCGACUGGAAGAACUCCUUGGACUCAAAGCGUGAGAUCACGUCGUUGAAUUGAUACUCAAAUUCCUGCCGCAGGUUUCUCUGCUCCAUGAUGAGACUCUGGGAAGCACGCACAUUUUCGAAACGUUAAUGUUUUUUUCGAGUGAAAACACCAGGCAUUGUUCACAUGGACUAAAAUUCAAACGAAUGGCUUAAAAGUGUUUUGCCGAGUUUUAUGAUUCACUCUACAAUAACACGGACACUUGCACAAAUGAUAAAUUACUGAAAGACUAUUUAGAAAAUAUCAAAUUAAACAGACUAACCAAGGAGGUGGCAAACAAAUUGCAUGAGCCAAUAAAAGAACAAGAAAUACUGGAGGCAAUUUCUUCAUUAAAAAAUAAUAAAAGCCCUGGUUCAGACGGAUUUAUCAAUGAAUUCUAUAAAAUGUUUAAAGAGACAUUAGUACCAUUGCUUCUGGAUGCCUAUCACCACGCAUUACAACCUGGCACUAUGGCCCCUUCAUGGAAAGAGGCAGUAAAUGCCAAUCAUACCGACCUAUAUCUCUAUUGAAUACAGACAUCAGAAUACUGACUGCCAUCCUCGCAAACUGUCUUAAUAAA